AUGGAUAUCUCAUCCCUUCAUAAGCAUGCUCAUCACAAGCUUGCCAGUCAGUUCUAUGGCCCUUUUAAGAUUGAACAAAAACUGGGCAAAGUGGCUUAUAAACUGUCUUUACCUUUGGAAGCCAAAAUACACCCUGUUUUUCAUGUUUCACUCUUAAAGAAAUUUGUUGGGACUCCCUUACCUGCUACUGUUGAGUUGCCACCACUUUCUGAUGAAGGAUUUAUCCAGAUUGAACCAGAGAAGAUUUUAGAUGUAUGUUGGAUAAAGCAGGGCUCUAAGUUCUUACAAGAAUAUUUAGUUAAAUGGAAACAAUUGCCCAUUGAAGAUGCUACUUGGGAAACUACAAUGCUUCUCCAAAAACAAUUUCCUGCAUUGAACCUUGAGAACAAGGUUCCUCCGGGCAGGGAAAGUAUUGAUAGACCCAGAAGGUCGUUGCGUCCUCCUAAGAAGAAUCCCAAGUUCCUGGAUUGA
Nelumbo nucifera (sacred lotus) is the source of this 471-nucleotide messenger RNA. RefSeq lists its product as uncharacterized. The record is from RefSeq and is a predicted model, not a curated record. Lineage: Eukaryota; Viridiplantae; Streptophyta; Magnoliopsida; Proteales; Nelumbonaceae.